CUCAUCAACUAUAAAGGGAGUUUUGAAGGGGUCUUAUACGGCUUGGCCAUAUGAUUUAAAGAAAAUACAAUCAAGACUCUCCCAACCCAAAGGGACAUUCCCGGUGCAGGGAAGUUUUCUCCUAAGAAAGGAUCUAAUGUAUCUCAAACGUAACGGGUCUAGCCUAAUGAAAAUGACUUUAUUUUGCAGAACAAUGAUGUCAAGUUCGAACCCAAUUUCUUUUCCUCCCUCACAAUAUUUUUUGUUCAAAGAUCCCUUCCUCACCAAUUCUAUUUUUGGUAAAUUCUCUACUUCUUUCUAGUUUCUAUUUUUGGCAAAUUAGGUGCAAGGCCUUAUGGAUGUGGAAAAACUCUGUACGAAGAAAAAGUAGAGCGAAAAUCCAAUAUGGAGGACGCGAAGAAGUGUUUAGAGCUGACGCCGGACGAGUCAGAGGCCGUGUCACGAGUCGUCGUUCCAGAAAUCCGAGUCGGAAAAGAGCCGAGUUUGUACGAUAUUUUCGCUACGACAGGCAUCCGAGUCGACCGAGUCGAACCCGGAUUCGCCGUCUGUUCUUUCAAGGAUAAAGAUGGAAAUCUGUCUAAUGGUGCAAUUGCAAACCUUGUUGAUGUAGCUGGUGCUUCUCUUAUUUAUGUUAUGGGUCUCCCCAUGAACGUUUCAGUGGACAUGUCCAUCUCCUAUGUGUCAAAGGCGAAGAUUGAUGAUGAGUUAGAGAUCACCUCAAAAAGGUUAGGACAAAAAGGCGGUUAUUCAGGAACAUCAGUCCUGAUGAGAAACAAAGCAACUGGGGAGAUUGUAGCCGAAGGUCGACAUUCAUUGUUUCGUUCAGCUGCUGCUAGCAAACUCUGAGUCCUUUCCAUUUACAACUACAAACCAUGUAUGAAGCGAACUCUCCAUAUUAGGGUUGCUUUUCUUUUUGUAAGUAUUCAUUUAUUUUUUAUUUAAUAAAAGAUAGGAAUGUUAGAAGGACAUAGACCAAAUAACCAAAUUGUUGGCCUUGUAAUGACUUGGAUUCUUUUUUAUUUCAAACUCCUGCAUGCAUUCACACCAGAUAAAAUGAGACAUAUUACAUCCGAU
Prunus dulcis (almond) is the source of this 1074-nucleotide messenger RNA. Its product is annotated as acyl-coenzyme A thioesterase 13-like. Bases 385 to 846 code for a protein of 153 amino acids. Gene Ontology annotation, molecular function: fatty acyl-CoA hydrolase activity. The transcript has 3 exons. The record is from RefSeq and is a predicted model, not a curated record. NCBI's taxonomy places the organism in Eukaryota, Viridiplantae, Streptophyta, Magnoliopsida, Rosales, Rosaceae.